UCGUCCUUGUCAGAAUCCAAUGUCUCGACGCUGUCACGGGUAUCAACGGCAGAAGUCACAGCAUGGACGAUGCUCGUCAGUUAAAGUCACUUCAGAGCUAAUGAAUAUGAUACAUGUGUGAAAGGCAGUGCCGUCAACGCGAGGAAACGUUUUUAGAAAGAUACACGCGCACCAUUAAUACUCACAACACUGUUGACCAGAGACACAUUUACGGUAAUGUAGCAGCGAGCUAACAUCUUGCUAACUUGGAAACUGCUUCCGAAGAACCUGCCGGCACCAAAGCAUCAGAAAGCUUUGUGCUGAUGUCAGAUUUGUAAGCUCUCAGCAGGUGUUGGUGGCCCUCUUGCGGUGGUUGAAUUCAUGAGCCCGCUCAGUGACAGCCGUGCAUAGUCCUCGGGGAUGGGGACUGGAGUACAGGAACAACGGGCAACACUCACGCAGGGAGAAGGGAGCUAUGAGGGCCUCAAGCACACUCGGUCUGUCCUCAACUCGCUCUUCUCUGGGGCUUUAGCAGGGGCUUUGGCCAAGACAGCUGUCGCCCCAUUGGACAGGACUAAAAUCAUCUUCCAAGUGUCUUCAGCAAGAUUCUCUGCCAAGGAAGCCUACAGGUUGAUCUACCGCACCUACCUGAAGAAUGGCUUCCUCAGUCUGUGGAGGGGCAACUCGGCCACCAUGGUGCGAGUCAUCCCAUACGCUGCCAUCCAGUUUUGUGCACACGAGCAGUACAAGGAACUGUUGGGAGGCUACUAUGGCUUUCAGGGGAACGUCCUUCCUCCAUUUCCACGGUUAUUGGCUGGGUCUAUGGCGGGUACCACGGCAGCCAUGGUGACCUAUCCUCUGGACAUGGUGCGAGCUCGGAUGGCUGUAACACCAAAGGAAAUGUACAGUAACAUCCUGCACGUGUUUGUGCGGAUAUCCCGAGAAGAAGGCCUGAAGACAUUGUUUCGAGGCUUUACUCCCACCAUGCUGGGUGUUAUUCCCUAUGCUGGUCUCAGCUUCUUUACCUAUGAAACACUGAAGAAAUUACAUUUAGAGCGCAGUGGGCGCCCCCAGCCCUACUCGUAUGAACGUCUGGCGUUUGGAGCCUGUGCAGGACUUCUUGGCCAGUCGGCGUCUUAUCCUCUGGAUGUUGUACGACGUCGUAUGCAGACUGCAGGAGUCACAGGUCACACGUACGGCACCAUCCUGGGCACCAUGAAGGAGAUUGUAUCUGAGGAAGGGGUCAUCCGUGGACUCUACAAAGGUCUCAGUAUGAACUGGGUCAAAGGGCCCGUUGCAGUGGGGAUCAGCUUCACCACCUUUGACAUGACGCAGAUCCUCUUGAGGAAACUGCAUCAGAUACGGCUCGGUAAUAACGAUACCGAGAGAGGGAAACGGGGAUAGUGGGAUGACGAGUUCCCCUCACACCCUCCGAACAGAAAGGAAGGACAGAGUAACAAUUCUGUGUUGCUGGAUCAAACCAAACACACACAGGCUCAGGAUGCGGGAUUUUAAUGUAUUCUCUCGCUCUAUCGGUGUGCAGUGUGGGAUGUACAGUCCCUGUAGGCGUGAGGUAUGUUGAAUGGUACAGAGUACCUGUACACACUGUUGUCAUGUACAGCUCGGUGCAAUAUGCUCAGUGAUUUUCUGUGUGGUUGUGUGUGCACGUAAUAUAUAAAACGCAUUUGUUCUCGUGGACCAGGCCUGUGAGUGUCAGUCAGAGAGUUUGGAGGUUGGUACACACUCUGAGGUCUCUCCUGCCUUGUGUGUCUGCUUAAAACUGACACCUUCCAGUGUAACGCAGGAAGCCACUCAUUUCUAAGUAACAUUUUAAGAUGCAUUUGAUUUAAUAACAGUAAAAUAUGCCCCCUUGAGAUUUAGUUUAGUCACAAGUGAGUUUAUUAUUGUAGAAAUUAUUCCAAAGGUUUGUAUAUGAGCUUGUUGCAGAUUAUAUGAUAUUAGUGGUGUUUGUAUAUUAAAGCACAUAAGUUCUCAGAGUACGACUUUGGAGCAAAAAUCGUGUCUAGUACAGAGGUAACAGCAUUGUUUUGUUCAAAUUGAAUAUAUUGAAAUCAAUAUGAGUCCAGUAUCUAUAAUUGGAGCUCCUGAAGAUUGAAUUCACAUACUUUUAUUUGUAGUUCAGCUCCCGUGAGGACUGCAGACUAAUGCGCUAGAUUUUAUGCCAGUGCCAACAAAUAUGAAGUACAAAGAAUGCUCAAAUAAUUUAGUUUGUCUUCACUGAUAAUUGGCCUUUCGAAAAUAGUGUAAUUUGCGAUGGCAAGUUUCGUUGUUUGUGUGGUUUGAUACAAAUGCAGACAGAUAUCUGUACGAGACGCGAGUACUAGUUGAAAAUAACCUCUUUGGACAUGCAGUGCCAUGUUAUGCACAUAAAGUAAGUUGAUUGGUAUUUUUCCAAAUUUGAGAUCAUAUACACUGAUUUGACGUUGUGUGAGAGGUGUUGCUUUAUCUCUGGUAAUCUCACAGCUGUUUUGGUUUGGAUUUAAAUAUUGAAAUGAGUUUAUUAUUUUCUGUCUAAUUCCAGUAAUUCACUGGUCAUGGACAAGACGGACACAUAUAAGUAUUUAAAUGUCGUCUUCCAUUUGCUGUUGUUUUGCAGCAUUAAAACAUUGUAGAGCUGUGCCGGUAUUUACUCAUGAAUUAGCUUGACAUGAAAAUAUGCACACACCUCGUGACGAAAUAAUUUCAGCACAUAAUUAAAUGUUCAUGACAUUCCUUCAUGUCAUGGUUCAUGUGGAGAAGGGUCGAAAACGGGUCUGUGUGCACAGUUUUCAGUUGACUGUAUCUGAGACCGUUUCAACAGUAUUGGGGCAGAGGGCUCCCAGUCAUUGAAGAGCGUCAAUAGUUUCUAUUCCUAGACCACAUACCGAGGGAGGAGGGUUGAGCUGAGGGAGCAGCUGGGGGGAGCAGAGUGCAGGAAAGUGUCCAGAGAGGAGCGCGGGACGUUAUCCUGGACUAUGUGUAACGAUCUCCACUGAAACUCAAGUUGGUUCGUUAGUUAAUUUACUCAAAAAAACUGAAGUAAUGGUAUUUCAAUUUAUAUUUUUCACUGUGCGGCUCACUAAUAUUUUGUCACUGUUGGUUAAUCUGUACAUUUGAUAAAUUAUCUGACAAAUUGCCUGUCAUAGUUUAAGUAAUUUCUUAACAUUGAUAACUACGUUUACUGACCAGCAGACAGACGACCCAAAAGGUUCACUGCUGUAGAAAAGCAACAUUUAGCGUUUGAGAAUCUCUAAUCAGCGAAUAUUUUGUGAGAUCACUACUCAAAUUGGAUAAUUAUUUUUCCCAUUAACUAAUCAAUAUAUAUUUUUUAAACUUGAUACUGUUUUUGCUCCAAUCCCACAACAAUACAUUUUUAUUUUGUAUUCGUUACUUUAAAGACACUAGAUAAGUGUUUUGCUUGAAGUGCGUCAACUACUGUGCAAAACCCAAAACAGGAACAUGAUGCUAGUCUUCGGUCGAACAGGUUCCUAACUGAGUGAAAUUAAUAUUUCUUGCCUUUUCCUUGAUGGUCCUAUUGAGUUGCUAUCGUAGGCUCUGAGGAAAACGAUCUUGUUGUGUUUGUGAUGGCAGCAACAACGAUAAUAGCCUACAAGUUGUCUAUUGCCACUUUAAUAUAAACCUUUUUUCCAUCUAACAAGAGGCCAAAUGUCUAAAAUGUCAAAUAUGUUAAACACAAGCAGUAUAAAACAUACAACGUUGGCAUUUAAUUUGCACAAAGCUUUGGGUCGGUACCAAAAAACUAUUUGAUGCCCAGCCCUCUACUGGAAAGGCUACUUCACUUUGCCCUCAUUCAGUCAAGUCGACCCUCCCCUGACCUGCCUGUCUGACCGUCAUCAUUGUAUCUGCCUCUUCAUGGAUGCUGUGAUUGUUUUCUUCAUUGUUCAGUAAAUCAGCGCUGUUCAAAUAAGCAGAUUUGUUGAAAACUCUUAAGCCCUGAGAUGAGGGAAACUAGGUUUUCAUCCUCAGAAAGAGAGCUGACUUAAACUCGGUAACACAGUUUUUGUCCAAACUCUGAUCAACUGUUCAGGACCCGAAAACUCAGUUCCCCAUCUCAGGCUUCAUCAACUCAGAGUUCAUGUUUAGGCUCAGAGUUUGUUAAACCUGUUUUCUGAAACACAGACGGCUACGACUCUAAUCAAACAGCGGUGAUGCAUUCUUGUUCACAGCCGAUGCCAGUGGAGUCUUUUAAUAUCUGUGUGUUAUCUUUAUCCCUUUGUUAGCAGGUGAGAAAUUAUCGUGGCUGAAGUUUGAUCACUGACGGCUUGAAACCUGCACAUGUUCUGCAAGAAUGCUGUAAUGUAGAAAGUAUACAGUAACUGAAAGCUGAAUGAUGGGUAGCUACUGACUCUCAAGUGCCUAGCAAAGAAUAGUAACGUUUGUACUAUGACUGAGCUACUUCUACUAACCUUUUUGAAGGUUGCUUCCAUUUUCUAGCCUUUGCUAUGAAGUUACACAUAUUUAAGGGGCAGAAGAUGGUGUGGAGAUUGUUAGACCUCUGUGACUAAAUGUAUUACUCAAGGUCCAGUUUUUAUGUGAAUUUUGUAAAACGUAUAAACUGCCAGGCAGUGUACUGCUGUCUCGGGAGAUAUGCAUGAACCGUGGCUCGAACCAUCCAUUCCAACCAGUCUCAGUAAUAUUUAUCCUGAUUUCAAUUGGAAGCGCAUUGUUAUGUCAUCAUCUCCCGAUAGAUCAAGGGAAGCAGGUUAAUGCAUAAUGAAAUACAAUGAUAAGGAAAGUAACAACAAGCUUGGAAAAACCCCAGACAAUCAUGAAAUGCCAAAAAAAGUUUUAAUUUUGGAAGAAAAGUACAUUUUAUGUUGAGUACCUGACCGUGGCCUAAUGAUGAAGAAUACUGAAUCAAUACAACAACAACUAAAACAAUUGGAAACAAGAUGGGAUUAAAGUGCUCUUGUAAAAGCAAAUGUGAUUGUUUUAGCCCUGUGUGGGUAAUCCUCCAUCGACAUGCAGAUAUACGGUGUUACACGUUCCAACAGAUCAUCUUGUUUUGUUUUUGUUUCAGUGCAGCAGCGUUAAGACGCUGUGUUGUAAAUCCUAGUGAUUUGUGCCAACUGAAUGUAAACCUAGCUACUAAUAUCACACCUUGUGUUUAAUCUCUAUCGAUGAUGUAUCGAUGAUGUAUCUUAAAUAUCAAAUAUCAAAUUCCAAAAAUAAAAGUGGAUGUUAACAACAGA
This is a messenger RNA of Cyclopterus lumpus (lumpfish), 5192 nucleotides long. RefSeq names its product mitochondrial coenzyme A transporter SLC25A42-like. The transcript has 8 exons. Lineage: Eukaryota; Metazoa; Chordata; Actinopteri; Perciformes; Cyclopteridae. Gene Ontology annotation, cellular component: mitochondrial inner membrane. The coding region runs from base 400 to 1383 and encodes 327 amino acids. The record is from RefSeq and is a predicted model, not a curated record. Gene Ontology annotation, biological process: transmembrane transport.